AUGACCUCUGAGGCUCGAAGGAAGCAGAAGCGGCAAACCAUGCCGUACAUGACCAAGUACGAGAGGACGCGCAUCUUGGGGAUCCGUGCUCUGCAGAUCAGCAUGAACGCGCCUGUCAUGGUUCCUGUGGACAAGGAAACUGAUCCUCUCAAGAUUGCGACCAAGGAGCUGAUUGCUGGCAAGGUUCCCUUCAUCAUCAGGCGGCAUCUUCCCAACGGAUCGUCGGAGGACUGGGCGGUGAACGAGCUGAUCAUAGAGCACGUGUCGCUCACGGAUCGUUAUCAAUGA
This is a messenger RNA of Guillardia theta CCMP2712, 288 nucleotides long. RefSeq lists its product as hypothetical. Gene Ontology annotation, molecular function: DNA binding; DNA-directed RNA polymerase activity. Gene Ontology annotation, cellular component: RNA polymerase I complex; RNA polymerase II, core complex; RNA polymerase III complex. The transcript is spliced from 4 exons. Gene Ontology annotation, biological process: DNA-templated transcription. The coding region runs from base 1 to 288 and encodes 95 amino acids. The record is from RefSeq and is a predicted model, not a curated record. NCBI's taxonomy places the organism in Eukaryota, Cryptophyceae, Pyrenomonadales, Geminigeraceae.